Messenger RNA from Condylura cristata (star-nosed mole), 645 nucleotides. Its product is annotated as cytochrome c oxidase subunit 4 isoform 1, mitochondrial. NCBI's taxonomy places the organism in Eukaryota, Metazoa, Chordata, Mammalia, Eulipotyphla, Talpidae. Gene Ontology annotation, biological process: mitochondrial electron transport, cytochrome c to oxygen. The transcript is spliced from 4 exons. The record is from RefSeq and is a predicted model, not a curated record. Bases 24 to 539 code for a protein of 171 amino acids.
GAGGCCCCGUUGUGUCUUUCAGAAUGUUGGCCUCCAGAGUGCUGAGCCUGAUGGGCAAGCGGGCCCGCACCCUCUCCACCUCGGUGUGUGUGCGUGCGCACGGGAGUGUUGUGAAGAGCGAGGACUACGCGCUCCCCAGCUACGUGGAUCGGCGCGACUACCCCCUGCCCGACGUGUCCCAUGUCAAGAACCUGUCUGCCAGCCAGAAGGCCUUGAAAGAGAAGGAGAAGGCUGCCUGGAGCUCCCUCUCCCUGGACGAGAAGGUUGAAUUGUAUCGCAUUAAGUUCAACGAGAGCUUUGCUGAGAUGAACAGGGGCACCAACGAGUGGAAGACGGUGGUGGGUGCCGCCAUGUUCUUCAUCGGCUUCACCGCCCUCAUCCUCAUCUGGGAGAAGCGCUUCGUGUACGGCCCGGUCCCGCACACCUUCGACGAGGACUGGGUGGCCAUGCAGACCAAGAGGAUGCUGGACAUGAAGGUCAGCCCGGUCCAGGGUUUCUCUGCCAAGUGGGACUACGACAAGAACGAGUGGAAGAAGUGAGGCCUCUGCUCACACCUGGGCCCCGGCCUCUCCGCCCCCGCGCAGCUCGGCCUAGCACUGGAAACCGUCACGGCACCGCGCUGAUAAAUAAACAGUUUAUGUGACA